Molecule: messenger RNA, 1848 nt
Organism: Condylura cristata (star-nosed mole)
Lineage: Eukaryota; Metazoa; Chordata; Mammalia; Eulipotyphla; Talpidae
Gene: B4GALNT4
Product: beta-1,4-N-acetyl-galactosaminyl transferase 4
Exons: 15
Molecular function (GO): acetylgalactosaminyltransferase activity
Source: RefSeq, a predicted model, not a curated record
GGGUCGCAGUGGGCGCUUGGGCGGCCCUGCUCGCUGGGGUUUCCUGGAGGCCAGGCAGAUGGUGAGAAGCCGAGCGGAGUGACGGAAGGUCGGGGCGUGCGGGCCCCGCAGGCCACGCAGAGGGCAGAGGACUCCAGCGAGAGUCGUGAGGAGGAGCAGGCGCCUGAAGGUCAGGACCCAAACUUGCGCUUUCCUGGGAGGGCAGGGAGGCCACCCCCACCAAACCUCACGCAGCAGGCGCCGCCGUGGAGGGACGAGUACAAGGGGCAGGUGAACCUGCACGUGUUCGAGGACUGGUGCGGGGGUGCCGUGGGCCACCUGAGGAGGAACCUGCACUUCCCUCUNNCCCCCCAGACGCGAACCACUGUGAAGAAGUUAGCUGUGUCCCCCAAGUGGAAGAACUACGGACUUCGGAUCUUCGGUUUCAUCCACCCAGCACGAGAUGGGGAUGUGCAGUUCUCGGUGGCUUCGGAUGACAACUCUGAGUUCUGGCUGAGCCCCACUGAGAGCCCGGCAGGCGCCCAGCUGGUGGCUUUUGUGGGCAAGACCGGCUCCGAGUGGACAGCACCUGGGGAAUUCACCAAGUUCAGCUCCCAGGUGUCCAAACCCAGGCGGCUCAUGGCCUCCCGGCGCUACUACUUUGAGCUACUGCACAAGCAGGACGACCGCGGCUCGGACCACGUGGAAGUGGGCUGGCGCGCCUUCCUGCCCGGCCUGAAGUUCGAGGUCAUUGGCCCCGCUCACCUCUCCCUGUACACAGAUGAAGCGGCCCUGAAGAUGGACCAGGUGGCCCAUGUGCCCCAGUCCCCAGCCAGUCACACGGGGGCUCGUCUGCCACCAGAGGAGCCAGGAGCGGACAUGCUGCGGCCAGACCCCCGAGACACUUUCUUCCUGACGCCCCGGGUGGAGCCCGCGAGCCUGGAGAGCGUGCUGGAGCCCUGUGCCUACGCCCCCACCUACGUGGUCAAGGAUUUCCCCAUCGCCAGAUACCAGGGACUGCAGUUUGUAAGAGCCCCCGCCCGGCCCGGCCCGGCCCCGCCCCGCCCGGCCUCACCUUUUCGGGCCGCCCCGCGCCUCGCCGCGCCCACCGCAGACCUGAACUCCGCCCCAGUGCAGCCGGUCACCUCCUUCCUGAGCUUGUCCCAGGUGUCCAGGCCGCAGCUGCCCGGGGAGGGGGCCGGAGGGGGCGGGGAGGAGGAAGAGGAGGCCACCGCCGGGGAGGGGGCCUCAGAGGACAGCGAGGAGGCGGCCGGGCCGGCGCGGGCCCGCUGGCGGGAGGACGCCAUCGACUGGCAGCGCACCUUCAGCGUGGGCGCCCUGGACUUCGAGCUGCUGCGCUCCGACUGGAACGACCUCCGCUGUAACGUGUCCGGCAACCUGCAGCUGCCCGAGGCCGAGGCCGUGGACGUGGUGGCCCAGUACAUGGAGCGCCUGCACGCACGCCACCGGGGGCGCUUCUCGCUCCUGCGCAUCGUCAACGUGGAGAAGCGCCGCGACUCGGCGCGCGGGAGCCGCUUCCUCCUGGAGCUGGAGCUGCAGGAGCGCGGGCGCGGCCGCUUGCGCCUGUCCGAGUACGUCUUCCUGCGACUGCCAGGGUGUCCAGCUCUGAAGGACUUGUCUGCGCAGGAGCUCUGCCGGCCUCUGCGCCUGGCCUGGCGCCAGGACGUGAUGGUGCACUUCAUCGUGCCAGUGAAGAACCAGGCGCGCUGGGUCGCCCAGUUCCUGGCCGACAUGGCCGCGCUGCACGCCCGCACGGGGGACUCGCGCUUCAGUGUCACCCUGGUGGACUUUGAGAGUGAGGACAUGGACGUGCAGCGGGCCCUGCGCGCCGCGCGGCUGCCCCGGUAA